UGCAGAACCGCGGUGGCUGGCGAGCAGGGUUCCCUGCUGGCGCGGUUAGGUGGGGGCUCCGGACGCCGCGCCCACCGCCAGCCGGAGCGGGUGCUGGCGGGGGGCGGCCGUUGGCAGCAGGACGCCCUGCCCGGCGUCCGGCGCGGCCCUGUUGUCGGGGAGCGAGCGCAGCUGUGGGAGAAGAGAAACUCGGGAGGCAGUUAUGGCCGCGCUUAGGCCGCUGGCUUUGAGUGCGGCUGUACGACCCUAGGCCAGUCGAGCGUUCUCUCGGUGCAGCCACCUGGCGGUGUGGACGCGGUGUCAUCAUGUGUGUAAAAGCCUUUUAAGGAACCACCAGCUGCUUCAUCCCAUGGCCAAGGGUGGCGUCCAGGUGGCAGAGCAGCUAGGAACUCAAGGCCUGAACCUGGGGCCAGACACUCUGUACUCCCUGCCAUGGUCAAUGACCCACCAGUACCUGCCUUACUGUGGGCCCAGGAGGUGGGCCACAUCUUGGCAGGUCGUGCCCGGAAGCUGCUGCUCCAGUUUGGGGUGCUCUUCUGUACCAUCCUCCUCCUGCUCUGGGUGUCUGUCUUCCUCUAUGGCUCCUUCUACUAUUCCUACAUGCCCACAGUCAGCCACCUCAGCCCCGUGCAUUUCUACUACAGGACUGACUGUGAUUCCUCCACCUCCUUACUCUGCUCCUUCCCUGUUGCCAAUGUUUCGCUGGCUAAGGGUGGACGUGAUCGGAGACGGGGGCUACCUUGGGCAGGUGCUGAUGUAUGGACAGCCGUACCGUGUCACCUUAGAGCUUGAGCUUCCAGAGUCCCCUGUGAAUCAAGAUUUGGGCAUGUUCUUAGUCACCGUUUCAUGCUACACAAGAGGUGGCCGAAUCAUCUCUACUUCUUCGCGCUCCGUGAUGUUGCAUUACCGCUCAGACCUGCUCCAGAUGCUUGACACGCUGGUCUUCUCCAGCCUCCUGCUGUUUGGCUUUGCAGAGCAGAAGCAGCUCCUGGAGGUGGAGCUCUACUCGGAAUACAGAGAGAACUCGUACGUGCCGACCACUGGAGCGGUAAUCGAGAUCCACAGCAAGCGCAUCCAGAUGUACGGGGCCUACCUCCGCAUCCAUGCCCACUUCACCGGCCUCAGGUACUUGCUGUACAACUUCCCGAUGACCUGUGCUUUCGUCGGCGUCGCCAGCAACUUCACCUUCCUCAGCGUCAUCGUGCUCUUCAGCUACAUGCAGUGGGUGUGGGGGGGCAUCUGGCCCCGACACCGCUUCUCUUUGCAGGUCAACAUCCGGAAAAGAGACAGUUCCCGGAAGGCAGUGCAGCGAAGGAUCUCUGUCUGUCAUCCAGGGCCCCAAGGCCAGGAAGAGUCAACCCAGCUGUCAGACAUCACAGAGGACUGCGAGAGCCCUGAAGAUCCCCCGGGGGCAGAGGAUCAGCUCCCUGAGGAGGAGAAAGCAGACCAGCGGCCCUUGAAUGGAGAGGAGGAGCUGGAGCCAGAGGCCAGUGAUGGUUCGGGCUCCUGGGAAGACGCGGCUUUGCUGACCGAGGCCAACCUGCCUGCCCCUGCCCCUGCCCCUGCCCCGGAGACUCUGGGCAGCUCUGAACCCUCUGUGGGCAAUCUCCGACAGCGCCCCACCUGCUCUAGUUCCUGAAGAGAACAGGGCAGAGUCCUGACAUUCCAGUCCUUUCUCACCUGACCCCUUCCCCAAUAAACUAUUUUCAUGCCA
This is a messenger RNA of Neomonachus schauinslandi (Hawaiian monk seal), 1714 nucleotides long. It is a transcript of the gene BSCL2, whose product is annotated as BSCL2 lipid droplet biogenesis associated, seipin. The record is from RefSeq and is a predicted model, not a curated record. The transcript has 11 exons. The coding region runs from base 350 to 1639 and encodes 429 amino acids. Gene Ontology annotation, biological process: lipid storage; lipid droplet organization. Lineage: Eukaryota; Metazoa; Chordata; Mammalia; Carnivora; Phocidae. Gene Ontology annotation, cellular component: endoplasmic reticulum membrane.